GUGCUGUCUGUCUCCCUGAACUGGGUUUCUAUGUAGGCGGUGCAUUCCUUGGGAGGGAGGGUGCAUGUGUGUGUAGGGGGGGAGAGCCAUCCCACACUCAAGUGAGCUCUUAUUUAAUGGGGGUCUCCAUGCAGGACAGCAAGCAGAAGAGAUUUUCCUCCUCCCAGAUUCUAUUCAGAGGGAGAGGGCACAAGCCAGUCACAGGCAUGCAAUACAUUGCUGAAAUAUCCCUGGAGGAAGCAGUUCAUAUGACCAAUCAAGAAUCCGGAAUGGGUGUCAGGGAGGAUCUGAAGAAAAUACGCUGUGCUGUGGUUUUUUGCUUGCUGUCUGUUCUCGUCCUGGCAUUGCCCACAGCCUAUCUGCUGGUUGGAAAUCUCAGAGCCCAUAAAUCUGGCCCAGCUCAGGUUGCAGAUGAAAGCAUGUCUAGAUUCCUAAAGCAACAGUCAUCACCUAUCUCUUUAGUAUCCAGUGCAGAAAAGCCAAGAGCACACCUGACAGUUAAGAAACAAGAUCUUUCUCCCCCCCCGGGAAACCAGUUUCCAGUUCUCCAGUGGGAACACGAGCGAGGCUUAGCCUUCACCAAGAACAACAUGAACUACACCAACAAGUCACUGAUGAUUCCAAAGGCCGGGGAUUACUACGUCUACUCCCAGGUCACUUUCCGAGGACCCACUCCAAAUCACAGUAAACCAGUUUCCAUAACACAGACCAUCACCAAAGUCACGGACAGCUACCCUGAGCCUACCCAACUACUGACUGCCACCAAGACUCUGUGUGAGAUGGGAAACAACUGGUUCCAGCCUAUUUACUUAGGGGCAGUGCUUUUCAUGGAGGAGGGGGACAGGCUGAUGGUCAACGUUAGUGAAAUCCAGUGGGUGGAUUACACUAAAGAAGACAAAACAUUCUUUGGUGCUUUUUUACUGUAGGCUUCUGACAGCAGCCAAUAGGGGCUGCUCCUAAUUAGGGUCCUGAAUCAAAUGUAUCACUAAAGUCACACAGGAGUUUUGCUAAUGAUUUUAGUGAGUGCAGGAUCAGACUGUCCUAGUGCCAAGCAUCUGUGCUCUCAAAAGCAGUUUCCUUACCUGUAUUCUCCUUCACCUGCGUGGCUGUGGUGCCCAUCAUUAUCCUUGGGGGAAGGAAAGUUGAAUUAAACGACACAUCACCAAAUAGAUCACACCACACCAAACCUCAGAAAAACAUAGGGAGGAAGAGGAGAGAAAAAUACAUUUCCAUGCUAAAGCUAGGAGCCUCUUGGAUACCUACAAUUGGGGCAUAGAUAGUUUAUAGGUGACGGGGAACAAUAAGCUCAAACAAAUCAACUAAGCCUAUAUUCCACCUCUAAUAAACAACCCCCCUUUUUGCCUUAAACAUCCACUUUAAACUGUCCCAAUGUUUCCAACGUAAUUUUGUUUGACCUUUCUUCAGAUCGCCCCUUUCAACAGGCAGUUACUUCUUGGCACUCUCUUAAAAAUAGAUUUGCUCAGUACUUUGUACUAAUAUAGAAAUGUAAAUCUACAAGGCACUAUGUAAAUCAUUAACUGUUUCAUUAAUCCCUAACAACUGCCCUGGGAAGUAGAUUAAAAUGAUUUCUUGCAGUUUGCAAAACAAACCAACAAACAAAAACGUUACUGAUAUUUUUUUCUCCCAAGAAAGUUUGCAGGAAAUUGUGGGCUAUGUUGUUCUGGAUCCAUUUGCUGCCCAGAAAUGGCUCUUUUUAUACCAUUUCUAAUGGGUUGUCCAUUUUUACACUGGAGCACGCAAAAUGUUAAUGUUUCAGUGUAAAAAUUCAUCUCACUAUGAAAAAAGUCCUAAUAUUAGAACAGGGUGAAAAACUGGGUCAGGAGGAGAAAUCUUGGGGAGAGGGGAGGAGAUGAGCUUUUUGUUGAAAUUUUGAGCAAAAAUUUCAGAAAAUUUUCAAAUUUUGAAAACUUUCAACCUGCUGUACAGCAGGUAAGUGUAGUCACUCAGAUUAGGGACCAUUUUGAAAAUGUGUUAUGUUCCCUCAAAAGUGAUGGUUUGGUUUGGUUUUGUAGCUUUUUGAGGAAAAGAAACCACAUUUCAGAAAUUUCCAUAAAUUGAAAACAAAAUGCCUCCCCCCAUUCCAAGAUGGCCAAUGCUCACUCCUGCAGUGAUUUCCUGAAAGGAAAGGCUGCUGUAAGUUUUUCUAGGCACUAGGCUGGCUAGCACCUAGUGGUUCCUCUACCCAGAGAGCAGGACCGAUAUCAAGGCGACAGUGGGAGUAGGAGGUGUAGCCAGGAGCAGAACUCGGGAACUUUCCAUUGCUAGUCUCUUGCUCAGUUUUCUAGGUCAUACUGUCUCUCAGGGGAAUUCCCUGGCUUUCCCACCACUCCCGUGGUAAACAAUUCACUGAUGACUAUUCAAGUCAUGUUCUAAGCGACUCAAGCUUUAUAUUCUUAAGUGCCCCGAGGCCCCAAGCUCAGUCAUGUAAAGAACCCAAAGAAUUAAUUUUGCAGCUAGACACACACUCUCUCUCUCACUGGAACUUCCUCCACUUUCAACACGUCUUUCCAUGUGAUCAGUGAAAGUGAGACUGUGUUAUAUACGUACUCAGAGUGCUUUGCUGGAUUCCAUAUUGCUAAAUGUAGCUGAGAUAUAGUUUCCUUCCAAUGCAAGUGCGUGCCUCUCAUAAACCAACAAUGGGAAUCACACACAUUAGAGAACUCUAGAGAUCCUGACAAGGUUUAGUUGAUGAGUUCAAAUUUAAGGUCCUUAUAUAGACACACACACACACAAUAUAUAUAAUGCAGUUAGACUGGCAAGGAAACCAGUCCAUUCUCUCCAUUGCAUUCCUCCUCCUGGCAGGAGAUAGCUUAUUGUUGCAUUGACGUAUCUGACAAAAUUAAUAGAAUAUAGGCUCUACGAGAGCACGGUGUAGGGGAGGAAGAGAAAAGAGCCAAAGCAAGUUGACACAAGCGGGUGUCGGGGAGAUGGGGAGAGAGAGACACAUGGAAGGAGACAAAAUGAUGCAACAGUAUCACGGUUCCUGAGCAUUGCCUCCAUGCCUCUGUACAAGCACAUUAGUGCUGGAAAACUGGCUUUGCUUCAGGUUAGUUGCAAAGGUUCUCGGUCUUUUUCUCACUGCAAACCCCUUUGUAAGAGAAGAACCCUCCCCUGGCCCUCUUCUCCAUCCUUCCCAUCCCCCUAUCACCUGGCUCUCUUGAUAUCUAUCUUAGAAGGCAUCUAUCACCAUGAUACUGAUGCAUCCAGAAACAAUUAAGAAGCACUGAACAUGCCCCAUGAGUGCUUGGAUAUUGGCAUGCUCCCAGCUUCCAAGUUUUUUUAAAAAACUGGCCUUUUCUCUUUUUGCCUCCUGCUUUUCUCCUCCUAGUUGCCUCAUUGUGAGUUAAGCCCAGGGAAGGUACCACUAUUAAGCUAAGAUGCUCUCAUCACAGUGCACCUGUCCAGGACAGGUAAUUUUCAGCCGCCUGAUAUUAGCACUUCUGUGAAGUGUGUCCAUGAAGGCAAAAUUCAAGCAGUGAAAGAAAUCCACAGAGCUCUUUGUUUCUAGAAUGGGGUGCUGUGGCAUUAUUCUUUCAUCAUGAUGCAAUCCCAAUAGAUUUCUACACCUGAUUGAAAUAUAUAUAAAAAUCAAGUAAUCAAUUCUUAAUGCUUGGUGCACUAAAUCAUGGUAAAAUGAGUUUAAGGGAAAGGAGUGAAACGUUCAGUACAUGGUGUAUAAGAAAAGACGAUUGGAGAUAUUUAUAUAUAGAUAAAUAGAUAUAAAUAUAUUCUGUUCAUGUUCUAGGAAAUCCUAGAACAAUAAUAAGUCUUUCCUCACAUGAGCCGCAUACAAUUUCUUUCCAGUGUAUAUUUAUCAUACAUUUCACAGCCCAAAAUAUUACCGGCCGCAGUCCCAGAUUAGCUGUCAGUACUCCUCACCCUGUUCUCCACAAAACAAACCCAUAUUUAUUUUCCAGGAGUCUGUAUUUAUAGUCCACUUAGUGUAGGCUUUCAUAUGCAACUCUUCUUCGUGCUACCACGUUUAUGUACGUAAGUGAUUUUUCUUGCGUCACUUGUUUUAAAGUGGCGGUGGCAUAUUAACCCUGCACAUAAUCUCCAGUGGAAACUUUCUCUGUUAUUUGUGCUUCUGUAAUAAUGAUGGUGACCAGUAUGUAUAAAAAGAAACUGAUUCUGAUCUCACUUCCACUGGUGUAUAUCAGGAGUAUCUCCACUGAGAGGAUAAGCAGACCCAGGCAGUUAAGAAUGGUUGCAAAAAGCAUGUAAAUAGUACAAUGGGAAACAAAUGUUUUAAAAGUUGAUUGAAACUUUGAGACGCUGUCAAGUAGCUUGAGCUGAAACUUUGGAUUUUGCAAAAGUUUUUUUUUUGUUUGUUUUACAAAACUGAAUAUGAACAAUAAUGUUCUUCUAAAAGAUUUUCUGAUUCGAUUCAAUGGAAAUAUUUGUUUCUAAUUUAAAUCAUCCCCUCACAGAUUUGGAAACCCACAGACAUCAGAAUUGUUCUAAUGGACAAGCAACAGAGAAUGAAACUGACUAUCCCCCCCAGUCCUGCACACACUAAGGUGUGCAUAACUAUAACUACAUGAGUCUUUCCAUUAAAGUUAAUGGGCUCCUCACAUGCCUAAGGCUAGGCAUGUGCCUAAGUGUUUGAAGGACUGGGGCCAACAGGCAGAAAAUGAAAUUGAACAGCCCAGUGAGUGAAAUGCAUAAAGGAAACAACCGCCACAAAGAGUGAAAAAAAGAAAUUAUGUUUUUUUCAAAUGAUUUAGACCAUGAUCCCCUAAGGCAAUUCUCUUGGGCAGACCCCUGACUGCAAAAGGAGUCUCCAUGGCCAUAAGGAAGUGCCUGCAGAGAUCAGAUGAAAGGAUCAAAGCAUUAAAUCACAAUUAGGUGUUAUUAGAAACAUAGAUUACAACAAUUUUUGAAAGAAAUCUGAUUUUUCACCUUGACAGUGUCUCUCUCCAACCCACAAUGUGCUUUGUUUAAUUAACAUCCUGGCUGGCCCAUCAUUCCCAAAGAGAACUAAGGAGAAAUGUCAUUCUUUAAAAGAAUCAGAUUGAAUGUCACAAAUAUUUGCCCGAUGUGGGUGUUAGAGACUGGUAUAGCAUUUUGCUAUAGUAAUAUAUUUUCAUAUAAAUAACUGUAUUAUCUUAUAGUACAAGCUGUUUCCUUCAAGGUAGAGUAGACUUGGCUUACUGUUUCCAAAGUUUUAUAAUAAAAAUAUAAAUGAACUAUA
Messenger RNA from Mauremys reevesii (Reeves's turtle), 5215 nucleotides. RefSeq names its product TNF superfamily member 15 (gene TNFSF15). Lineage: Eukaryota; Metazoa; Chordata; Testudines; Geoemydidae. Gene Ontology annotation, biological process: immune response. The transcript is spliced from 4 exons. The coding region runs from base 117 to 926 and encodes 269 amino acids. The record is from RefSeq and is a predicted model, not a curated record. Gene Ontology annotation, cellular component: membrane. Gene Ontology annotation, molecular function: tumor necrosis factor receptor binding.